Maylandia zebra (zebra mbuna) is the source of this 4002-nucleotide messenger RNA. NCBI's taxonomy places the organism in Eukaryota, Metazoa, Chordata, Actinopteri, Cichliformes, Cichlidae. The record is from RefSeq and is a predicted model, not a curated record.
UGGAUUAUGGAACUUUUUCCGUUAUUCAGGCGGGCUGACAGCUGGGAGGAGAGAGACGCAGAAAAGCGGAAGUUUUUCCGCCUCAGCGUUUACAGAAAGUGAGAGAAAGCAGCGGGAGAACAGUGCCUCACACUAAGCUGCUUCACAAACACUGAAGAAUGAUUUUCCAUCAGCAGUGAUUCCUGGUGUUCACAUUUUACAUGAAGUAUUGAAGGUGGUAACUAUGACGACUAAGAAGCUGCUCAUUGAAACACUGAACCAGUUGAGUCCAGAGGACUUUGCUGAGUUCAAGUCACUCACUGAACUGGAGAAAGAUCUAUCAUUUAGGGAAAAAAAAAAAAAAAAAAAACUGGAGAAAGAUCUAUCAUCCGAGCCAAGGGGCCGACUGAAAACAGCAAACACACAGGAUGUAGUGAAGCUGAUGGAGGAGACGUACAGAGGAGAGAGUGUGGAGGAGACCAGAAAGGCUUUAAUGAAGAUGAACAGGACUGAUCUGGUGCAGAGAUUAUCAGACAAACAGUUUCCUCCACUGAGCCAGAGAGUGGAAACGAUGGAGUCUCUUAUUGAGCUGCUUUUGGAGACACUGGCUGAUCUGAGAGGCAGCGAGGUCAGAGACUUCAUCGAGAUCCUGAGAAGAGAAGGUGGCUCAAUGAGCUCCAUGAGUCUGUCUGAGAUGUCACACCUGCAGGACGUGCAGGACGUGCAGGACGUGGUGUUUUUGAUGGUGAGGACUUUUGGCCAACAGUCAGUGGAGAAGAUCGUGGAGGUCUUAAAGGAGAUGGAGAGGACUGAUCUGGCUCAGAGGCUGACAGACAGCAGCUCAGAAGCUCAAAACAAACAUCUGGAUGAACAUCUGUCUGCACUGAUCCAUAAAGUUGUAACAAUGGCAGCUGUUACAGAUCUGCUUCUAGAAACACUGGAGGAUUUGAGUGAUCAGGAUCUCAAGGAGUUCAUGUUGUUCCUGCAGUUCACUUGUUUUCAGAAGAGUCUUCCACAAAUCAAACUGAGAACUGACAGAAGAGGAAUAGUGAAUGAUAUGAUUGAUAAACUUGGUCAUCAGUCUGUGGAGGUGAUCAGGGAGGUUUUAACAGACAUGCAGAGAACUGAUCUGGUGCAGAGGCUGUCAGAGAGCAGCUCAGGACUCAAAGCUGCAGGAUCAUCAGCUGAAGGAUUUGAUGUGGAGGAAACAGAGAAAGAGAAACACUCUGAGGAUGAACGUUGGCCUGCACUGAUCCACAAAGUAGAAACGAUGGAGUCUGUUAUUGAGCUGCUGCUGGAAACUCUGGAUGGUCUCAAUGAUCGAGAGCUACAUGAGUUCAAGUUGAACCUGCAAGAAAUUCAUCUUCACCAAUAUUACUCAGUCUUCUCAUGGGUGUGGUACAUGAGGACAAACCUGCAGCACACAGUGUUUCUGAUGGUGCAGACUUACGGCCAACAGUCAGUGGAGAAGACCAUGGAGGUCUUAAAGGAGAUGAAGAGGACUGAUCUGGCUCAGAGGCUGUCAGACUGCAGCUCACUGCCUCGAAAGAAACACUCUGUGGAUGAACGACGCUCUGCACUGAUCCACAAAGCGGCAACAAUGGCAGCUGUUAAACAUCUGCUUUUAGAAACUUUGAAUGAUCUGAGUGAUGAGGAGCUCAAGACAUUUAAGAGGCUCCUGCAGACGAUCCUUCCUUGGAGGAAUCUGUCAUUCUUCUCAUAUAGGUUGAGUCCAUCAUCAACCAGAGCAGAUAUAGUGAAUCUGAUGGUGGGUGAACUUGGUCAUCAGUCUGUGGAGGUGACCAGAGAAGUUUUCAUGCACAUGAACAGAACUGAUCUGGUGCAGAAGUUACCAGAGAGCAGCUCAGCAUCCAGAGAGAAACACUCUGUGGAUGAACAUGGAGCUGCACUGUUGAAGAGAGAAAAAGAACAGGAAGCUGUCAGACAGAUUCUCUUGGUAACACUGAAUGAAUUCAGUCAAAAGGAUCUAAAGAAAUUCAAGCAGUUGCUGCCGUUCACGUGCUUUAAGAUGAGCCUGCCACAAAUCGAGAGGUACUGGUAUCAAAACAGAACAGAAGACCUUGUGAAUCUGAUGGUGGAUAAACUUGGUCAUCAGUCUGUGGAGGCGACCAUGGAGGUUUCAACAGACAUGAACAGACCUGAUCUGAUGCUGAGGCUGUCAGAGAGCAGCUCAGGACGAAAAACUGAAAGAAGUUCAGAGCUUGAAGGUUGUCAGAGCCUGACGCAGGACUGCAGUGAUUGGACUAAACUUGAACCUGAGGUGAACAGUACAGAUGCAGACGAGGCUCCAACUUACAGCCUUCAGUCUGCAGCAGGACACUUUGAAUGCAGAGUGUCGGGCUUGCGCUGGGUCUGUAAGGGAAAGACCAGCUUUCAGUACCAGUUUAGAUCUUGGGAGGGACACAUGGAGAGGAUGGAGAGCAGACAAUACAUGCCUGCAGGUCCUCUGAUGGACGUCACAGUCACUGCUGGGAAGUUAAAUGAAGUUCACCUGCCACACUGGAUCUGCAUCGAUGACAUCCCUGACAUAUUGGACACGUUUGCAGUCCUUCACAUAGAUGACUGUGGAGAUGUUGUGGAAAAAGUGUCUGAGGUCACACCAACACAUGUCAAGUUAACUGAACCACAUUUCUCUCUAAUAGGGGCUCUGAUACGUUUAUUCUUUCCUUUGAAAAUCAGCUGUUACACGUUGAUGUACUAUAAACCCAACACAUCAUUUCUUAAACUCCACGUCUAUCCAAUCCGACAGGAUCCUGCUCUGGAACAGGGAAUAGACAAGGAAGAAUCCUCAGAUGGAUACAAAAGAAUCAAGAAACCACACCCAGACAAGUACCUGCAACCUGAGCGUACUUUCAGCCUCAGAGCCGACAUGGAAACAGCAGAAAUUCAACCACAGGAGUUAACCUUCAGAUAUAACAGGAUAAACUUCUAUGAAGUGUUCAUUGAGAAUCCAGACAGAAAACUCAGGCUUACACUCCUGCACUCAAAUAAUGAUGAACCAGUCUGGACAUGUGAUGUUCAUCAAGAUGACUAUCCCAUGUCUGGUUAUGUUGAAGCUUCAGGAGCUUCAAGGGGAGCAUCUGGUGUCAGUACUUCAGGCAAGGACUUUGUGGACAAACACAGAGUCCAGCUGACCAACAGAGUGAGCAACAUCGCACCCAUUUUGGAUGAGCUCCUAGACAAUGAAGUUAUCGACCAAGAAACUUAUACCAGAAUUAGAGCUCUGUCUACCACUCAGGAGAAGAUGAGGGAGCUCUACAUUGGUCCCCUGCAAGCUGCAGCCUGCAAAAAGAUCUUCUAUGACAUCCUUUUGAAAAAUGAGAAAUUUCUCGUUAAAGAGCUCAGUGAAAAGGAUUAAAUGUGUUGAAAAAACAGUUUUUAGACCAAAUAUAGAUCUACCAAUAUCUACCAGAACAUAACAUGAUUACAUUACAAAGGUUUAGAUGCCUUUUCUUUGUGGGGGUUUUAUUUUACACUUACAUUUUUGUAAAAACUGUUCUAUGUGUUGCAUUUGCUCCUCAGUGGCUCCUUUAAUUGAUCCAUUUUACAGGAAAAACUAUGGAUAUUUGAAAGUUUUAUAUUAAAAAAUGUAAAUGUUAUAUAUGUUAAAAAUGAAUCAGCGAUGUCAUCAGCCAUGUUUUUAUCCAAACACGUUCUCAUCCCAAAACGUAACAUAUAUGUGACAAAUCGUCGCUAUGUUGCUCGUUCCCAGGCGUGAGAGCGGGUUGAAAUUGAUAAAUGUAAGGUGAUGGUUAAUGCUAGGGUUAGGGCCGCGAAGAGAAUAAAAAGGGGAGUGCUUCAAUUAAGAAUCCUGAGCGUUCAUAAGGACACAGAGGGGUACCUUUCGCAUUACUAUGAAUCCUCGGGGCCGUGAAGCUGAAUGAGUUUUAUCCAUAAAUCAUCCAAAGCCUCAUUAAUCUCUUUUUCAAUGUCAUCAUCUUAUUGUAACUUGAAACAUAGUGACAACGAUUUACUGUCCUUAAAAAAAAUAAACCAAAAUUA